AUGGCUCUCCGCACCAUCAUGCACCCGGCAGUCUUUCGAGAUCGUCGAGACAUCUACAUCGCUCUAACAGCGCCGGCACUGGGUUACCUCGCCGCGAGACUGAUUGCCAACGUCGUCUCGGCGGCCUCCUACUCCGGCAUCCUCCCCAAGCCCAAGACCUCACGGGCACCGGAGCAGAAAUUCCUGACGGCCGCGGAGACGGAAGACGUGCCCUAUGCCCCCGACGCGCUGCCGGGCGGCCGCAACGUCGACACGCCCUACGGCAACGCGCGCGUCUACGAAUGGGGCCCCGUGAACGGGCGCAAGGUCCUCUUCGUCCACGGCAUCAGCACGCCGUGCAUCGCGCUCGCGCGCAUGGCCAAGGCGCUGAUGCGGAGGGGAGGCUGUCGCGUCAUGCUGUUCGACCUCUUCGGCCGGGGGUAUUCCGACACGCCGGACCCGCGCGUCUACCGGCAGGACAUCAGCCUCUUCAGCGCGCAGAUGCUGGCGGUGCUGGCGUCGUCGGAGCUCGACUGGAUGGGCGGGUUCACGUUGGUGGGAUACUCCCUGGGAGGCGGCAUUGCGGCCGCGUUCACGUCGUACUUUCCCGAUCUCGUGGAGAGCUUGGUCCUCGUGGCGCCGGGGGGACUGCUGCGGUCGACCCGAGUCAGCGUGAGCAGUAAACUGCUGUAUAGCGGUCUUCUCCCGGACUGGCUGGUCCAUUACUGGGUCGGGAGCAAGCUGCGGGCGGCCGGAGACGUCAAGCCGAAUGUGCCCAAGAUGCGAUCUCUGCCGCCGGGAAAGAUUGACGUGACGGACGCCGCGACAGAGGAACUGCCCGACGACAACGGGGCGCAUGGGCAGGACAGUAUGUCGCCCAUCUUCGAGGAUCGGCCCAAGGUAUCGCCCGCCACCGCGGUCGCCUGGCAGGUCAAGGCACACGAAGGUUUCAUCCCUGCUUUCGUUUCUUGCGUGAAGUAUGCACCCAUCCACGAUGGUCACGAGAGAUGGCGGAUUGUGGGGAAGCGCUGCGAAGCGAGGCGGAAUCAGCUCGAGGCUAGAGGCUUGGUGGAAGGCAAGGUCUUGUUAAUUCUGGGCCUUCAAGACGUCGUCAUUUCUUCGUCCGAGACAGCCAAAGAUGCAAAGGAAGCACUGGGGGAAGAGAAUCUGCACAUGGCGAUUUUGCAGGGAGGACAUGAUUUGCCCAUCGUGAAUGCGGAAGGCUGCGUGAAGACGAUGAUGGACUUUUGGACAGGUGCUAUAUGA
This is a messenger RNA of Lecanosticta acicola, 1245 nucleotides long. Lineage: Eukaryota; Fungi; Ascomycota; Dothideomycetes; Mycosphaerellales; Mycosphaerellaceae. The record is from the annotation of a GenBank genome assembly.